AUGGAGGCGAGCUGGGGGGAUGGCUUCUUAGCCGCGUUGUCUGACGGGACUAUUGGCACCAAUUUCGCCCACAGCGGUGCUACAACGGCCUCCUUCGUGGCCCGUGGAUACUGGGCCAAGGUUCUCAACGCUGUCAAGAAAAAUAAGUCGAACUACCAUCCCUACGUCACAAUCCAGUUCGGGCACAAUGACCAGAAGUCAACGUCUGGUGUCUCCAUCUCCCAAUUUACGGCAAAUCUGGAGAAAAUGGUAGCCGAUGUCCGGUCGGCAGGGGGUACCCCAAUCCUGGUGACUUCUCUGAGCCGCCGAAGCUUCGACGAUUCAGGCCAUGUGGUUCCCUCGCUGGCAAACGUUGUAGCUGCCACCAAGGCUGCCGCAAAGGCUACAGGCUGCGAAUAUGUGGAUCUGAAUGGAGCAUCAACCAAAUAUCUGAACAGCAUCGGCGCAAAAAAUGCAGCAAAGUAUAAUCUUACACCCAAGGAUUAUACGCACCUGGAUAAAGCCGGGAUGAUCAUCUUUGGGAAUUUGAUGGCUUUGCUCUUGCGGACGUCUAUAGCCGACAGCUUUCAGAUUGCACCCAACAUCCACCCCCGGAGUGACGUGGUAACAGCCAUUGAAGCCGGCAAGUUUAAAUAUCCUUCCUAA
Messenger RNA from Aspergillus lentulus, 645 nucleotides. RefSeq lists its product as uncharacterized. Gene Ontology annotation, molecular function: hydrolase activity. The record is from RefSeq and is a predicted model, not a curated record. NCBI's taxonomy places the organism in Eukaryota, Fungi, Ascomycota, Eurotiomycetes, Eurotiales, Aspergillaceae.